GUGCAACAAGUGGAGCCAAGCCACAUUUGGAGGGGAAGUACCUCAAGCCAAAGGAUGUGCUCAGUUGUUGCAUCGUAAAAACCCAUACGCCAACGAGAGGAGAGAGCACCGCUCAUCGAUGCCCUGUGCCUCAGCCCGGAGGAGGAGGAGAGAAGAGCGCACUUGUGGGUCCGAUGUGAAGCCCUGGCUGGCGUCUCAGAGCCCCAAUCAGGUGACAUUACCGACGGUGCUUGAGCCCUCCAUUGGCUGGUGGGGAAAAGGGCUGUGCGCAAAACCAACCCCGCUGCACACACUCGCCUCACAGAAGCAGAGAAGCUGAGAGCAUCAUCCGCCUUAAGCGCUCGCGCAAAGUAGACACCCUGUGAUUUGAGAACUGACUCUUCAGAACCACGCCGCUCUGCGCCCUUGGAAUUACAUUUUUUUUUCUUCUCUCUUUUCCCUGAGAAGGACUUGCUGUUCUGUUGACUUGGGAGAGUUGGCUGCGUCCCUGCGCUCCAGCCCGCAAUGACUGCGCUCACGCCAAAAAACUCCGAGACCAGUGCAGAACUGAUUAAAGCGGAGGAGCUGGGAUCAAAUGGCUGCGCGUCUCACAGCUGAAACCGCACAAUGUUCCACUGACCCGAGCCGGAGGAGAGAGAUCCCACCAGCCGCCGUCGUUUUAAGGACAGAAAUGGAAAAGGGGGUUUUGUUGUAGGUGAAAAACAAGUGAUUUUUUUGGGUUUGUUUCGUGUCAGUUUUGAAGUGCGCUUGAAGAAGGAGGACGAUGAUUCGCUGGCUGAUCCUGCUGCUCUCCAUCCUUGCCGGAGCCGAUGGUCAGCUUCACUACACGGUGCCGGAGGAGCAGGAGCCCGGAUCAGUGGUUGGGAAUAUAGCGGAGGAUUUGGGGCUGGACAUCACCAAACUUUCCGCUCGUCGCUUCCAAACGGUGCCCAGCUCGCGCACCCCUUACCUGGAGGUGAACUUGGAGAACGGCGCGCUCCUGGUGAAAGAGAAGAUCGACCGGGAGGAAAUCUGCAAGCAAACCAUCCCCUGUUUAUUGCACCUGGAGGUGUUUCUGGAGAACCCCCUGGAGCUCUUUCGCGUGGAGAUCGAGGUGCUGGAUAUCAACGACAAUCCGCCCAGCUUUCCAGAGACUGACAUUUACGUGGAGAUCUCGGAGAGCGCCAUCCCUGGCACGCGUUUUCCCGUGGAGAACGCCUUCGACCCGGACGUGGGCACCAACGCGCUGAGCACCUACGCCAUUACCAACAACAACAACUUUUAUCUGGACGUGCAGACGCAGGGCGAUGGGAAUAAGUUCGCCGAGCUGGUUUUGGAGAAGCCGCUGGACCGGGAGCAGCAGGCGGUGCACCGUUACGUGCUGACGGCGGUGGACGGCGGGGUUCCUCAGCGAACCGGAACCGCUCUCCUGGUCGUCAAAGUUCUGGACUCCAACGACAACGCCCCCACUUUCGAGCAGUCGGUGUAUGAUGUCAGUUUGCGCGAAAACACGCCGGUUGGCACCGAGGUGAUCCAGCUGAACGCCAGCGAUGUGGACGAGGGCCAGAACGGGGAGAUAGUUUACUCCUUCAGCAGCCACAACGCGCCCAGGAUCAAGGACUUGUUCAACAUAGACGCCCGCACCGGUCGCAUUGAGGUGGCCGGCGAGGUGGACUAUGAGGAGAGCAGUACGCACCAGAUCUACGUGCAGGCGAAGGAUCUGGGCGCCAACGCGGUCCCCGCUCACUGUAAGGUGCUCGUCAAACUCGUGGACGUCAAUGACAACACGCCAGAAAUCGGCUUCAGCACCGUGACGGAGUCCGUGAACGAGCAGGACGCGCCCGGAACAGUCAUCGCGUUGUUCAGCGUCUCGGACCGCGACUCCGGCGAGAGCGGACAGAUGAGCUGCGAGAUCGUGGGAGACGUUCCGUUCAAGCUGAAGUCCUCCUUUAAAAACUACUACACCAUCGUGACGGACGGACCUCUGGACAGAGAGAGCACGGAGUCCUACACCAUCACAGUGGUGGCCAAAGACAAGGGUCAGCCCUCUCUGGCGACGAGUAAAUCUAUUAAAGUGCACGUUUCUGAUGAGAACGACAACGCGCCCCGUUUCACACAGGUCGUCUAUGACGUUUACGUGACAGAGAACAAUGUUCCCGGCGCGUUCAUUCAUGCUGUGAGUGCCUUGGAUCCUGAUGUGGGACAGAACGCUGUCAUUACAUACUCCAUAUUGGAGUGUGACAUCCAGGGCAUGUCAGUGGACACCUACGUGUCCAUCAACCAGGACACCGGGUACCUGUACGCGCUGCGCUCCUUUGACUAUGAGCAACUGAAAGAGUUCACUUUCAUGGUGCAGGCGAAGGACUCCGGGGCUGUGGAACUCUUCUCAAACGCCACUGUCAACGUGAUCAUUGUGGACCAAAAUGACAACGCGCCAGCUGUCAUCGCGCCGGUUGGUAAGAACGGCACUGCCAAGGAGCACUUGCCUCGCUCGGCUGAGCCCGGGUACCUGGUGACACGCAUCGUCGCCAUGGAUUCCGAUGACGGGGAAAAUGCACGGCUGUCGUACAGCAUCCUGAGAGGGAACGAGAUGGGGAUGUUUCGCAUGGACUGGAGGACCGGGGAGCUGAGGACGGCCCGCAGGGUCUCGCCAAAGCGGGACCCCCAGGGCUUCUACGACCUGCUGAUUGAGGUGAGGGACCAUGGGCAGCCCCCGCUUUCCUCAUCCGCCAGUGUGAGUGUAAUAAUAGUGGACAGCGUGGUCGAAGGCCGCAGCGGGGAAAGAGGCACGGCCUCUGGGGCCAAGGAGACCUCCCUUGAUCUCACACUGAUUCUCAUAAUAGCCCUGGGCUCCGUCUCCUUUAUUUUCCUACUGGCCAUGAUCGUGUUGGCCGUCCGCUGCCAAAAGGACAAGAAGUUGAACCUGCACACCUGCCUGCUGGCCGGGGAGUGCUGCAUGUGCUGUGCCCCGUGCUGCAGCAGGCAAGUCCGGGGUCGUAAGCAGAAGAAGCUGAGCAAAUCUGACAUCAUGUUAGUCCAGAGCACCAACGUGACGUCAGGAGUCGGCCCGGUGGGGCAGGUGCCUGUGGAGGAAUCCGGCGUGGGAGGCGUGGGAGGAGGCUUCGGCUCCCAUCACCAUCAGAACCAGAACUCCUACUGCUACCAAGUGUGUCUGACCCCGGAGUCGGCCAAGACGGAUCUGAUGUUCCUGAACCCUUGCAGUCCGUCUCGCAACACUGACACUGAUCACAACCCCUGUGGUGCUAUAGUGACCGGAUACAGCGACCAGCAACCGGACAUUAUAUCCAACGGCAGCAUUCUGUCCAGUGAGACCAAACAUCAGCGAGCAGAGCUCAGCUACUUGGUGGACAGGCCAAGACGUGUCAACAGUUCCGCUUUCCAAGAAGCUGACAUAGUGAGCUCCAAAGACAGCGGUCAUGGAGACAGUGAACAAGGCGACAGUGACCAUGAUGCCACCAACAGGGGCCAUUCAGCCGGUGCUGAUCUGUUCUCUAACUGCACGGAGGAGUGUAAGGCUCUUGGCCACUCUGACCGCUGCUGGAUGCCGUCCUUUGUGCCAUCCGACGGGCGCCAGGGGCCCGACUACCGCAGCAACCUUCACGUCCCAGGGAUGGACGCCACGUUACCUGACACUGAGGUACCCUCCUCCGUCAACCUGUCCGACCAAGUCGCCAUGACCUCGUCCACUGCCUCGUCCAGCGAUAGGUCAUUCUCCACCUUUGGCAAGGAUGGUCAAAGGUCACAGUCACACAACAGCCUUCACCAUCACCUUCAUCCGCAACAACAGCAGUACAGCUCCAGCACGCUAGAGAGGAAAGAGUAUGAUAGGGGGACGCUCCCGUACAAACCUACCUUUCUCUCCGGGAAAAGGAUUUGCUAGCUCGUUCCACGUGGACCUGUCAGAGACAGCUUGAAGUUCUGUCUUAGACCGACGAUACUGAUGCUAAAGACAGCGAAACGAAUACGCGACAUCAGCUUCUGAACAUUGUCGUGGCCAAUGUACAAAUCAAAAACAAUCUUUGGUGCGUUGGAACCAAAGAGUUAUAGACACACGAACUGGCUGAGGCAUCAGAGGAGCGAUCCGAGGCCUUAAUCCGUUCAGCAGGACUGAAACAGACGUUGUGGACAUUAGGAAGGUGAAGGAGAGAGACACAGACAGGCGCUAAAGGAAUACAAAAUGAAAUGGAACAAAAAAAAAAAAAAAAAAGCUGGACAUAUUUACUCACUGUGGAGGUUUUUGUUUCUGACCAAGGAGUUGGCCUCUAGAGAUCUGUGUGUGCCUGUUUACAUCAAGCAAACAAUAUUUCUGUACAAAUUUCAGCCAACGUCACACAGAACCCUGGAGCGGUUUCUACAGUCACCAUUAAGUCAACUGUACAGAGACUGUGCGCAGAGGGGAAAGUGAAAACAAAACACGGAAAGAGAUGAUGUUGUACAGCUACGAAAGGACGAGGAAGACGAACACAGUUUCUUAUAAAUUUGGUACCUCUGUGUUCUUUUCAUUUACAGUAUUUAUUUGACUGUUUCAAUGUGGCAACUCACUUUUUUCACUUCCUGAUCUUACGUGUGGUUUCGAUGUGAAGAAUCUAGCCUUGAUCCAGCAAACAGGAACCUGCGGUUUGGUAGGAGAUGUUCAAAUUUGUACGAGCAAACGUAGGAAAAACCAGCUUCAAGAGUUCAGUUUGUCAAUAAGAAGAGAAUGAGGCUCUUUCUCACGCGCCAUGAGGUGAGAGACAGAGAACCCAACAACAGAUUGUGAUUUCCGAACAAGGCCUAUAUACGUAAACAAUCAGAUACAUUCAGUGUUUUUAUAUAUCUAUUUUUUUUCAUCAUGUGUGAAAACUGUUUACAGUGCUAUAAAAAACAAACAAAAAAAUAAAAAAAACAAGAUAAAUAAAUAUAAAUCUAUAUAUACAUCUAUCUAUAUAUGUAUACAAUCUACUUUUUUUGAAAACUGUGUAACCAUUGAGUAAGUUUCUACGCUGCAUAAUGUCACCCAUGCUAUAUAACAAAGUGCUACAAAAGUCAGUUUGAAACAAGUAAUGCUUGGAUGUACAAGCCAACUCUCUGAUGCCAACCGAGGAUUAAGUUGUUGUUCAUCUUUGAUUGUUACAUUUCACAGAUCAGACACGUGGGUGUCUGCGUGUAGCGGUGACACUUGAGUGUUCCAGCCUGUGUUCGACUUUAUUAAAUAGACUGUGUAUUCAUGUACAGGACGGGAUGGGGAGGGAGGACCAUCACUACUGAGCUAGAUAUCCAAGGUUUUACAAUCAAAUGUGAGUCGACAUGUUUUCGGACACAUGUGGACACGGACACACACAAAAAGUCAGGUAAAGUGGUGAUAAAUAAGACUGUCUUUUAUGUUAUCUGUUCCUGUUCUGUUCAACAUGGAUUUACAAACGACCAUUAAAAUGUUGCUGUAUAAAAAGGAGAAAUAAGAUGUGUAGUUUUUAUGAAUUGUUCAGACGCUUGGAUACAAAAAUGAACUACACAAAAGUGUGGGGGUCAUUCAGAAGCAUUAUGCCGGUGUCUUCUACAACUGCGGAUGUCGUGCAGAUAACGCAACACUCCACGCAAUGAUUUGUGCAUUCAUUUGUGUAUCAGAUGAUAAGUUAUCAUUUUAUUUGAAAAAAGAGACAGUUUUGCUGCAAUUUUAAUGUGUGUUUCUGCAUAUUUCAUUCAUGAAGAUAUUUAAGUGUCUAUACAUAAUGCAUUUGCAACAUGAUGCGAGGUUGCGGUGUGAGCUGGAGAGACAAGGCAUGAAAGUGAAAAGCAAGAGCAUCAGUAGCGAAUGAGCGAGAGGCAGGAGGAAGAGUGAAGAUGUAGGCUGUGUACUGAAUUGAGAUCACUCAGACAAACAAGGGCGGUGAAGAGGAGAGUGGAGGCCGGGUGGACAACAGAUACUCAGUUCAAAAGUGUGAAAUAGUGGCUGUUUUUACGUGGACUUCUGGGUUCCAGAGUGAUGCCAUCCAUGCGCAUGUUGACUCACGGAAAAGAAAGAUGGAGGUUGAGGUGAAGCAAUGGUCUGGCGCUCCUUUUGCUCUACACGGUGCUGUGUCACUUGGUACAUAAGGCACCUCAAAUGAGCAUGCGCAGUAGUCAUCGUAGGUGCUAAACCGUAUAUACCUGAUCAACACUCACCUGGACACAUCCAUAUAUUGAAGUUGGGAAAGUGGGCUUGUGCACCUUAUGCUGAGGUCAACGCAACACAUAAGAAAAACAGAGGUUGGGGUUUGCACUCCUUUGGUUCCACACUGAGUGUGACUUUGUGCUGCCGUCUUUUAGAAGGAGAGCUAUGUAAUUCAGUGAAGAGAGCUUCCGAACGUCUUUUCUAAACCGUUAAAAUGCUUAUGCAUCAUCAUGCAACGUCAGUACAGGAGACAGAAUUCCACUUUCCCAACAUCAACAUAUUACCCCAUGGGAGUGAAUUGGAGAACUGUACUUUGGAGCAGGUGUCACAGCAGAGCUUUCUCCUCAUGCAGCGCUGCGUUCCUCUUCCAUCUCAACAUUCGUCCAGCGCCCCAUUGGGUUGCAUAUUACGUCUCACACAUCACAACUGUCAUAACUUGGGAGCCCUGAAUUGACCCAAAAAUAGUCACUAUUUGAUGCCUUGGGAGUGAAACGGUGUUGAGGUGGAACGUGUGGGCAUGACUGGCCCACAUGGCCCAACAAGCUUUGGCGUGACACGGUUGAUGUGAGGCUCAUGAGUAUCAGCAAGAAUGAAUCAGACGUUUUUCCCUCAUAGGGAGUGAUCAGAAAAGUCACAUAUAGGAUUUACCAGUAUAUCAGAGUGGAGCGCUUUAUGUGGAGUUUUGGGAAGGAGACAAAGAGACCACUUGAGAAAUGUUGAAAGGGGAAUCAAUAAAGGUGAAUAAAUGAUAUUAGCGCAGAUGUUGUGAAGCUGUUUAUGAUAUUUGGAUCAGUCAUGUUGAGUUUACGACAAACCCAAAUGCUAAAUAAGAUCUUCGCAGUGACGUAAACGUCAGUUCAAAAGUGCGUGGCGGCAGCAUGUGGUGAAAAAUGGAGGUUGUUUAGUCAAUAUUUAGCAUAGCCUGGUUUGAAGUUGACUCCCAUGAGUUGCUGUUUAAGAGAGUCUCUUUGAGGGAGUAGAGUGAAGCUUGGAUGAUCUCUCUUGGCAUGGUGCGUGUGUAUAGCACACACAGUACUUUGGCAGAUACUUUUGGGUCCAUAAGUUGGUUGACUCGACUGUUAUCCUCCAACUUCUGUCUCCAACCCUUUUUGGCCAGUGAAAAUGACGCCAGGGGAUUUAGCCUCGCAAGUCAAGAUAGGAUUGUCUGCUGAGUUAGUCAGCAGCACACAUUUCUCCACAUCCAAUAGAGCAUGAGAAUAUGCAGGAGUAAGCUUCUUACCGCACCUUUGAUUGAUGCUAGUCAGGCUGGUUCCCUGGGUUUUCAUGAUCCACUUACACUACCUUGCAGGAGGAAAAGAGAGAGAGAGAGAGGAAACAAGUGGACUGGGUGAAGAGUGUAUUCCGAGAGGAUAAGUCAGACUUUUGUUGUGUUUUUGUCCAUGUUGUUUCUGCUUGUUCUUCUGUGUAGUUUCACUGAUGUUCAACAUCCAUUUGGCUGCAUUACUGUCUGGUAGUGUUUCUAAC
Molecule: messenger RNA, 7615 nt
Organism: Synchiropus splendidus (mandarinfish)
Lineage: Eukaryota; Metazoa; Chordata; Actinopteri; Syngnathiformes; Callionymidae
Product: protocadherin-10-like
Exons: 6
Coding region: 764-3880 (1038 amino acids)
Biological process (GO): homophilic cell-cell adhesion
Cellular component (GO): plasma membrane
Molecular function (GO): calcium ion binding
Source: RefSeq, a predicted model, not a curated record